This is a messenger RNA of Talaromyces amestolkiae, 3066 nucleotides long. RefSeq lists its product as uncharacterized. Lineage: Eukaryota; Fungi; Ascomycota; Eurotiomycetes; Eurotiales; Trichocomaceae. Gene Ontology annotation, biological process: proteolysis. Bases 1 to 3066 code for a protein of 1021 amino acids. The record is from RefSeq and is a predicted model, not a curated record. Gene Ontology annotation, molecular function: serine-type endopeptidase activity; protein binding. The transcript has 4 exons.
AUGAACGGCGAAGCUCGCCCCAAGCGCAAACACAGCCCAGUCUCAGCAUCCGACAGACCAGCGAAACAUCUCAAACCCGAAUCUACCGUCCUCACUCCCGGCGACGAGACACCCGCAAAUGGCACCGUAUACGACGUCGAAAAUGGCGAGGAUAUCACACCUAUCGUCGCAAUGGGCGCAGCUCAGGCAGAUUCGCCCGAGUGGCAGGCGACUAUUGAGUCAGUGGUGAAGAGUGUUGUGUCGAUUCACUUUUGUCAAACGUGCUCGUUUGAUACGGAUCUUUCGAUGUGCAGUCAGGCUACCGGCUUUGUGGUUGAUGCGCAGAGGGGCUAUAUCCUCACGAAUAGGCAUGUGGUUUGCGCGGGCCCCUUUUGGGGGUAUUGUAUUUUUGACAAUCAUGAAGAGUGCGAUGUUCGUCCCGUUUAUCGAGAUCCUGUCCAUGAUUUCGGUAUUCUCAAAUUCGAUCCCAAGGCUAUCAAGUACAUGGACAUGACGGAGCUAAAAUUGAACCCUGACGGAGCACAAGUGGGCGUUGAAAUCAGAGUCGUCGGUAACGAUGCUGGAGAGAAACUUAGUAUUCUGUCAGGUGUCAUCAGCCGACUAGACCGAAACGCGCCGGAGUACGGUGAAGGAUACAGCGAUUUCAAUACAAACUACAUCCAGGCUGCCGCUGCUGCUAGCGGCGGAAGUUCUGGUAGUCCUGUCGUCAACGUGGCUGGUCACGUUGUUGCACUCCAGGCGGGUGGCCGUGCGGAUGGUGCUGCUACAGACUACUUUUUACCACUGGGCCGUCCACUACGAGCGUUGCAGUGUAUACAAGACGGCAAACCGGUUACACGUGGAACUAUCCAAACACAAUGGAUGAUCAAGCCUUUUGACGAAUGUCGACGCCUCGGCUUGACUCCCGAAUGGGAAGCCUAUGUCCGAAAAUCCGCACCCAAAGAGACCGGAAUGUUGGUGGCGGAGAUUGUUCUCCCAGAAGGCCCCGCUGAUGGAAAGCUUCAAGAAGGAGAUGUUCUGCUGAAAGUGAAUGGAGAGUUACUCACUCAAUUCGUGCGACUUGAUGAUAUUUUGGACUCGAAUGUCGACCAGUCUAUUCGGCUAUUGAUUCAACGCGGUGGUGAAGACCUUGAGGUAGAAUGCACUGUUGGCGACUUGCAUGCAAUUACGCCGGAUCGCUUCGUCAGUGUCGCUGGUGGCACAUUCCACGAUCUAUCUUACCAGCAGGCUCGCCUGUAUGCUAUCGCCUGUCGUGGUGUAUAUGUCUGCGAGGCAGCAGGCUCAUUCAAGAUUGAGAACACUUUAUCCGGCUGGAUCAUCGAUUCUGUGGACAAGCGGCCGACACCAAAUUUACAAGAGUUUAUCGAAGUGAUGAAGACAAUUCCAGAUCGCUCGAAAAUCGUCAUCUCCUACCGACAUAUUCGGGAUCUCCACACUCGAGGGACUAGCAUCAUCUACCUUGACCGUCACUGGCAUCCAAAGAUGUCUCUUGCGGUCCGUAACGACGAGACUGGUCUAUGGGACUUUUCUGAUAUUGCCGGUCCGCUACCUGCUGAACCCCCAGUCCCGAUGAAAGCAGACUUUAUCCAAUUAGAUGGAAUCAGCCAGACUGCAGCCGCUGAGAUUGUGCGCAGCUUUGUCCGCGUGUCAUGCACCAUGCCCUUGAAGUUGGAUGGCUUUCCUCAAGCUAAAAAGACCGGAUAUGGUUUGGUCAUCGAUGCGGAGAAGGGACUGGUUGUUGUGUCGCGAGCUAUCGUUCCGUAUAAUCUGUGCGACAUCAACAUUACUGUAGCGGAUUCAAUCAUUGUCACUGGAAAAGUCAUCUUUAUGCACCCCUUGCAAAACUACACUAUUGUGCAAUAUGACCCAAGUCUUGUUCAGGCACCUGUCCGAAGUGCGCAAUUGAGUACAGAGAACAUCAAGCAAGGUCAAGAUACGAUCUUUGUCGGAUUCAACCAGAACCUCCGUAUUGUCGUUGCCAAGACGACCGUGACUGAUAUCACAACGGUCGCCAUACCUGCCAACGCCUCGGCUCCACGCUAUCGAGCUAUCAAUCUUGAUGCCAUUACAGUAGACACGGGGCUCAGUAGCCAAUGCACGACUGGCGUUUUACUCCGUGAAGACGGCGUAGUGCAAGCCCUUUGGCUGAAUUAUCUUGGUGAGCGAACAGGAAACUCACACAAGGACGUUGAAUACCAUCUUGGCCUGGCAACACCGUCUAUACUCCCCAUAAUCAGCAAGAUCCAACAAGACGAAAUCCCUAAGCUACGGAUUCUGAACAUGGAAAGCUAUGUCAUUCAGAUGAGCCAAGCACGCAUCAUGGGCGUGUCGGAGGAAUGGAUCAAUAAAGUGGCAGAAGCCAACCCAUCCAGACAUCAGCUGUUCAUGGUUAGAAAACUAGACAGCCCACCUCCAAAAUUCACGCAUAAGGCGGAUGCUCUUAAAGAGGGAGACAUCAUUCUCACUCUUAAUGACAAGCUCAUUACCCGAGUGUCAGAGUUUGACAUCAUGUACGAUAACGAAGUACUUGACGCAUUGAUCGUUCGGAACGGCCAGGAAAUGCAUGUCAAGGUGCAUACGGUGCCGACAGAAGAUCUUGAGACGGACCGAGCAGUGGUGUUUUGUGGAGCUGUGUUGCAGAAGCCGCACCAUGCUGUGCGUCAGCAGAUUUCCAAGCUUCAUAGCGAGAUAUAUAUCAGUGCAAGGAGCCGCGGUUCACCGGCAUAUCAAUACGGAUUAUCGCCUACGAAUUUUAUUACCGCAGUCAACGGCGUUCAAACCCAUGACCUUGACAGCUUUGUCGAAGAAGUUAAAAAGAUUCCCGAUAACACAUACUUUCGUCUCCGAGCGGUCACAUUUGACAAUGUGCCAUGGGUAGUCACCAUGAAAAAGAAUGACCAUUACUUCGCCAUGUCGGAAUACGUAAAAGACGCCUCAGCGCCAGCGGGAUGGAAAGUGAUCAAUUACCCAAAGAAGGAUGAAUCGGCAGAUCAGGGUAAUCUCACUGCAGAUGCCAUGGAUGAAGGAGGUGAAGGUGGCGGAAGCGACGCUGAGCCUGAUUGUUAG